Messenger RNA from Protopolystoma xenopodis, 312 nucleotides. NCBI's taxonomy places the organism in Eukaryota, Metazoa, Platyhelminthes, Monogenea, Polystomatidea, Polystomatidae. The record is from the annotation of a GenBank genome assembly.
UUUACAGCUCACCAACGACGUCUAAAAGUGGCGUUUUUACCGGCCGCUGUUUCCGCAUUGUGUAGGCUUGCCAAGCAUUCUAUAAUUGCCAAAUAUGAGACGCGGUUCACGCGCACAAUGUCGACCGCUGGCUGUCACUUUAAUCGCCUUUCUCGGUGGCUGUCUUUCCCAAAUCGGUUGGCAGGCGCUGGCGAAGACUUUGCUGCAUUUGGGUUGGCUACAGGCAUCUCAAACACCACUUCGAGGCAUGUCCCGUUUGCUUGUGCGCUCGACUGUCGUCCAACGGUCGCCAACAGCACAAAGUUGAAAUAG